This is a messenger RNA of Diachasmimorpha longicaudata, 1216 nucleotides long. RefSeq names its product RNaseP protein p30 (gene Rpp30). Gene Ontology annotation, molecular function: RNA binding. The transcript is spliced from 5 exons. Lineage: Eukaryota; Metazoa; Arthropoda; Insecta; Hymenoptera; Braconidae. The record is from RefSeq and is a predicted model, not a curated record. Gene Ontology annotation, biological process: tRNA processing. Gene Ontology annotation, cellular component: nucleolar ribonuclease P complex. Bases 168 to 1034 code for a protein of 288 amino acids.
AUUCGAGUUGAAACCAUGACCUAACCUCACUUACCAACCCAGCUUUCUGUGAGCAACAAUGCAGGAUUAGGUUAUGGUAGUGUUUUUGAAGGAGUCUCACGUGUAAAUGUCAACAUCAGAGUCGAAAAUAAAUUCUCCUCAAUAAAUCAUUGAAUUAUUUGUUGAAGAUGUCGUAUCAUGGUUUUUACGAUUUGUGUAUCAAUUUCGAUGGACAAAACAAAGAGAAUUUAAGGCGACUUUUAUCUAGACUCUAUGAAAUGGGAUAUCGAACAGUCGCAAUAAACCAGCCCCUAGACGAGAGUGCCCUCGAGGUUGAGAAGAAAAAGAAGAAGAAAGGGGAGAAGGCUGAGAACACUGAUCCCCUCGCAACUGUAGUAAACCCCUUCGACGUGGAAGACGUCAAAAAGGAGUUUAAAGGAAAACUCAGCAUCCUCAGCAGGCUCACCUUCACCUUCUCAGACACUGCGAAGACCUACACUCUGGGCCAGUCUAACGGCCUCAAGAAGUUCGAUCUCUAUGGUGUGAUGCCGAAGAAUCAAGCUGCUUUGCAAUUCGCAUGCUCCCAGCUGAACGUCGACAUCGUGACUAUCAAUUCCACGAGUGGAAGUUUCAAGUUCACGAGGAAGUUGUACCUCCAGGCUGUUGAGAGAGGAGUUCAUUUCGAAGUUCGAUAUGCUGAUGCUAUUGAAAGAAGCACCAGAAAAACCGCCAUUCAUUACGCACAUUUGUUUUACGUUUAUGGAAAGAGUAGAAAUGUUAUAGUCUCCAGUGGCACUGGUGACUACUCGAGAAUUAGGAAUCCCUAUGAUAUAAUCAACCUUUGUGCUCUCUUUGGUCUCAGUGAGGUCAAAGCAAAGGCUGCAGUGCUAGGACAGUGUCAUCAUCUGAUUCUCAAGGCUGAAGGGAGACAUUUCGGAAAAGCUGUAUUUGCUAUUAAAAUUACUGACGAAUCCCCUGCAAGUGAUGGAGACAGUGAAGACGAGGACGAAUCUGAAGACGAUAUUUCUUCAAGUAAAAAAAAAAUGAAACUGUGAUUCGUUAUAGAACCCAUUAAGGCUGUCGAUUGAAUUAUAAUUAUUCCUUAUUAUUAUUGUAUUAUAAUUAAAUCCAAUAAAGCGUUUUUAACUUGACAUUGAUUAUAAUUAGUGUUGUUUUCGUAAUUUGUCAGAGUGAAGAAAAAUAAGUGCAUUCAUGGUUGCAUAGGGGAUAUUGUGGU